GUCCAUGAGCUCAUGGACGUGGGGUUAGACACGGAGCUCCAGAAGCAGUUCGGCGAGGACCAUGAGUUCGUGCUCUGGGUCGCCGCGGUCCGCCAGAUUGAUACCAUCUCCCAGGACGAGCUGGAAGAGGUGAUCCACCGCGCUGAGACCUUCAAGUGCCGCGCUAUAGGCCUCGCGAUGGCCAGGGUCGCGACUGGCCUUAACUACGUUCUCUCCAGGACUGCCAACGACGACCUGGGGCCCGUAUCCAUGUCCAGGCUGGAUUUUGUGAUCAGGGCCAUGAAUGCCAAGAAGGCCAAGGGCGUGGACAACACGGGGCCAGUAGAGGUCCAGAGGUUGCUUGGCGCCGCCAAGUUCGAGCUGCUCGAUCUCAUGGUUGGCAUCGAGCGCCGCGGCAUGUGGCCCGAGCAGCCCUUCAUGGCGGUGUCCGCGCCGCUUUUCAUCCGCCCUCUCAUGGACGAGACCUGCAAGGAGAUGCAGAUCUCUACUGCGACUAUCUCAUUGGACCUGGAGCAGUUUUACGACGGCAUCUCCAUCGCGUUGAUGUGCGCGGCUGGGAUUAUGCAGGGCUUCCCCGCCAUCAUCUUGGCUCUGGAGCUCCAGCUGCCCCUGGCACCUAG
Prorocentrum cordatum is the source of this 620-nucleotide messenger RNA. NCBI's taxonomy places the organism in Eukaryota, Dinophyceae, Prorocentrales, Prorocentraceae. The record is from the annotation of a GenBank genome assembly.